AAUAGGUUAGUAUGCGGCACCGCAAAGACGGGAGUUAUGCGCCGGAGUUUAGAUGUCGCGAACCGCCCUAGUCAGACUCCCUUCUUUCGCGCUCCCUUUGAUCCUAAAACCGUGAGCCUUUCUCAGCUCGGCCGGACUUAUUAGGUACCUAAUCACCCGGUCUCUUUGAAACCCGAGGAUGUCGUACAAGCCGAAAUACUUUUGUGCGACAUCUUCCGCUUCAUCCCUUCUAUGACGAGGUCUUCUAUGAAAAGUGCCCAGACCAUAUAAACAGUCGAGAUGAUCUCGUAAUGGCUUUGAAGAAAACCCGGAUUCGUUCGUUCAUCUCAGCUACCAUCUGCAACCCCUUCCACAACUUUGCCCAUCGCAAAUCUUACCAUCUCAACAAAAUGUCUUCGACUUCUGCUGCCGUCUUCAGGCCUAGGGACGUUACAGGCUUCGGGCUUAUGGGCAUGACUUGGCGCCCUAAGCACACGCCCGACGAGCAGGCCUUCGCAACCAUGAAGGCAGCUAUCGCUCAAGGUGCCACUUUCUGGUCUAGUGGUGACUAUUACGGCAUGCCUGAGCCGACGGCUGGCUUAGCCCUGCUGCGCCGCUAUUUCGAAGCUUACCCGGAGGAUGCGAGCAAGGUCACCCUAUUCAUUAAGAGUUGCGUCGACUCCAAGACCAUGGCACCUAAGAUCAAACGCGAGGAAGUACUUGCUAGCGCUGAGAACUGCUUCAGGGUUCUCGGCGGCGCGAAGAAGAUAGAUAUCCUCGGCCCGGCCCGCAUGGACCUCAGUGUGCCACUCGAAGAGACGUUAGGAGCAUUCAAGGAACUUGUAGAUGCUGGCAAAAUUAGCGGCGUUGGAAUAAGCGAGGCCGGCGCCCAGACUAUCGAGAAGGCCAACGCCAUCUACCCGCUAAGCUUGGUGGAAAUCGAGUUCUCCCUAUGGACCCCUGAUAUCCUAACAAAUGGCGUAGCGGCUACGGCAAAGCGUCUUGACAUUCCCCUUGUCGCUUAUUCGCCCCUGGGACGUGGCUUCUUGACCGGUCAAAUCAAAUCCGUCGACGACAUCCCCGAGGGAGACAUCCGUCGGCGUUUUGACCGCUUCCAGCCCGAGAACUUUAACAAGAACCUCGAGCUCGUGGACAAGCUAAAAUCUUUUGCGGAGAAGGCGGGUGUUACACCGGCUCAACUUGCGUUGGCCUGGAUUCGUGCAGUUUCCAACUCGCCGCAAGCUGGCACUAUCAUUCCCAUCCCUGGUGCUACAAGGGUUGAGCGUGUCGAGGAGAAUUCCAAGAACGUUCUUCUUUCGCCGGAGAACAAGACGGAACUUGAUCAGAUUCUCGCAUCGUUCACGAUCCAGGGUGGCAGAUACAACAAGGUGCUCGAGGGUUUGCUUUGGCGUUAGAAGGUCUAUGGGUUAUGAGUUAAACGUUAUUAUGAUCCGCGUCGGUAUAUACUAAAUAGUAAUUAAACACCGAUAUUCCAC
Daldinia loculata is the source of this 1475-nucleotide messenger RNA. Its product is annotated as putative pyridoxal reductase. The record is from RefSeq and is a predicted model, not a curated record. Lineage: Eukaryota; Fungi; Ascomycota; Sordariomycetes; Xylariales; Hypoxylaceae. The transcript is spliced from 2 exons. Bases 291 to 1394 code for a protein of 367 amino acids. Gene Ontology annotation, cellular component: cytoplasm.